Molecule: messenger RNA, 1405 nt
Organism: Silurus meridionalis
Lineage: Eukaryota; Metazoa; Chordata; Actinopteri; Siluriformes; Siluridae
Gene: mrpl16
Product: mitochondrial ribosomal protein L16
Exons: 5
Coding region: 154-924 (256 amino acids)
Biological process (GO): mitochondrial translation
Cellular component (GO): ribosome; mitochondrial large ribosomal subunit
Molecular function (GO): rRNA binding; structural constituent of ribosome
Source: RefSeq, a predicted model, not a curated record
UUCGGCGGACGGAUUGUAAAGCUUCACCGGAUGUGACCAAAGCAAGAUGUCUGCGACCUUGUUGAAUGCAUGUUGAUCAAAAUGACAGCUGUAUAACCCUCAAAAGAUGAAUAUUAAUGCGAUAGCUUGAUAUUUUAAACAGUAUAAAUUAUCAUGUUUUCAUUGUUCAGGCGUGUGUUCUCAGGACUGGCGAGCGGGACGCUGGAGGGACCAGCUAUCCUGCAGCAGCAUCACCUGAAAGUGCUCUCGGCUGGUUUAAAGACAUAUGAAGUUCCUCCAGACUACAGUGAUGUGGUUUUACCAGACAAGCCCAAACUCAAAUUCCUCAAUAAGGUCCCUAAUUUAAAAAAGGCCAAGAAGGAGAUGAAGAAGCUACGUGAUAUCCAGGGUCCAACUAAGACCGGCAACUCGUUCAGAUUUGGACAGUAUGGUAUUUUGGCCAUGGGCGGAGGAUAUCUACACUGGGGCCAUAUGGAAAUGAUGAGGCUCACUAUUAAUCGGCGAAUGGACUCCCGUACCACCUUUGCCCGCUGGCGGAUUAACGCUCCUUACAAACCCAUUACACGUAAAGGCCUGGGUCAGCGCAUGGGAGGAGGCAAAGGUGCCAUCGAUCAUUACGUAACACCGGUAAAGUGCGGCAGGAUGAUCGUAGAGGUUGGAGGUCAGAUUGAACUCGGGGAAGUGGAGUCUGUUCUUAAAGAAGUGGCGAAGAAGCUGCCUUUCCCAGCCAAGGUGGUGAGCAGAGAGAGUCUGACUGCCAUGCAGCAGGAACAAGCUGAAAGGGAGGCGAACAACCAGAAUCCGUGGACCUUCGAGAGAAUUGCCAGGUCCAACAUGCUGGGUAUCCGCAAAGUCAUCAGUCCGUUUGAUCUCCACAAUCACGGACGCUACGCUGGAAAGUUCUACAAUCCAGACAGAGUCUGACCUCAAACCAAACACUGCAGCAAAAAGCACAGCACCACCACCUCCCCCUGUGCGAAUAAAAACCCCCAAAACAGUGUGUAAACUGCUUUGCACACCACAUCCUGUAUUCGAUUAGAAUCACAAUCAGUAGGUUUUAUAAGAGUUUCGUUAUUAUUUAGUAAUGACCACAAAAGUCAAGCACCCCGAAGACUGAAAAAAAAACAAGGCUAAUUGCAGAAGUUAUUUCUCCUCACUUCUCAGCCAGUAAGACACAAAAAGUAAAGUAGAAUUGCAGCACUUGAUCUCUGGAGACAAUAUCAUUCAUAUGGUGAACGAAUCUAGCAUUCAAACCACCUGGCAAGCAGCAUUUUUUGCGUUUUUUUUGUUGUUGUGUUCAAUAGUAAAUGUUGAAAUUCACAGAAACACACGUUUGCAGUAAAAAUACUGAUCUAUAAUUCUUAUUUGAUGUAACUAUAAAAGUAUAAUAAAUGUGAGAAAACAA